Mya arenaria is the source of this 858-nucleotide messenger RNA. RefSeq names its product zinc finger MYM-type protein 1-like. The annotation marks the transcript as partial. The transcript is spliced from 4 exons. The record is from RefSeq and is a predicted model, not a curated record. NCBI's taxonomy places the organism in Eukaryota, Metazoa, Mollusca, Bivalvia, Myida, Myidae.
AUGGCCCUAUGUGUGCGCUUUGUAGAUUCAGAGAGUGACGAGAUACACGAGGAGUUCCUCGGGUUCUCCCAAUGCGAGUCUACCACUGGAGAGGCAUUAGCUAAUGCAUUCAUUGAAAACAUCACUAAAUUAGGUGUCAAAACGGAUCAAAUGCGUGACCAGGGGUACGACGGUGCCAGCAAUAUGUCGGGCAUACAUCGUAGAGUGCAGGCGAGGAUUCGAUCCCUCAUACCAGAGGCGAUAUACACCCAUUGCAAAGCGCAUUGUUUGAACCUCGCCAUCAUCCAUGCAUCCAAAGAGGUUCAUGCCAGAAACCUUUUGAGUACGGUGCAACAGGUGGCAUUCGCCUUAAAUUAUUCCGCAAAACGCUUACUUCAAUUCCAAGAAACGCUUGCAGGAGAUGAUGUCAGCAGGGAAGGCAUGGCGGAGCGAACGCGACUCCGAUCACUUUGUGAGACUCGCUGGUCAGCACGUGCGGACGCUUUGCACACAUUCCUUGUAUCAUACAGGACCGUGGUAACGACACUCGACCGACUUGCCGAUGAAGGGGAUACGAAGGCUGCGGUACAUAAAUUGUCAGUUACGAAUUUCGAAUUUAUUGUGACCCUGGUGGCGAUUGAACAUCUUUUGUCAGCCCUAGUUCCACUGUCUAACAUGCUACAGGCGAAGGACUGUGACUUGCUUCAUGCAGCUAACGACACACGGGUCGUUAUGGUUCUUCUUCAGGCGGAGAGAAAUGACGAUGAAGUCUGGAACAGCCUGUUUCAGAAAGCGGUGGACAUUGCUGGUGACGUUGAAGUCAUACCCGCCGCUCCCAGACGUUAUGGCGUCAACAAAUUCGACCGAACGCCCCAGGCA